This is a messenger RNA of Amaranthus tricolor (Joseph's coat), 1859 nucleotides long. RefSeq names its product BTB/POZ and TAZ domain-containing protein 4. Gene Ontology annotation, molecular function: protein binding. The transcript is spliced from 6 exons. The record is from RefSeq and is a predicted model, not a curated record. Lineage: Eukaryota; Viridiplantae; Streptophyta; Magnoliopsida; Caryophyllales; Amaranthaceae. The coding region runs from base 470 to 1609 and encodes 379 amino acids.
AUAAAAUGUAUGGAAAAGGGGAAGCCGGAGGAUCAAGAAGCAGCAUAGAUAAUGACAUCAAAAUUGAUACAGCCAAAUGUCAUCUCAUUUCCAUAAAUUUAUGAUAAGUACCGUCUCUUAUUUCUUCUUCUUUAACCUAUAUAUUUUAUUUAUUGCUAAUUCUGGAACUACUAAUAUUGUUUUAUUUUAUUAAUUAUCUCUUAAAUUAAUUAAUUACGCGGUCAAUUCAUUAUCCCGUUACCCCAUUUACGAAUCAAUCAACCCCCUCCCAAAUCUCCCUGUUCCUACAUAAAGGAGGAGAUAGGUUGGGGGUUGAUGCUCAUUUUCUUUGUUCUUCUGAAUUCACUUUAGUUUCUGAUAUUUCUUCAUAUCUAAUUGGAUUAUAAGAUUUUCCCAUCAUCCAAGCAUUUUUUGGUCCCAUCAACUAAUCAAUUCUACAUAGAAUUGGAAAUUAAAACAAAUUGGAAAAAUGGAAGUUGUGGUAGACAAUUUGGUUAAAGAGAGAAUUCCUCCACCAGCACCUCCAUUGCCCUGCCCUACCACAGUUGUAUACCCUAAGAAGAUUGUGAAGUCUAGGGCUAAACACAUCUCAUCUAACAAAGACCAAUGCUCAUUGAAUACGGAAACAAGGGUUUCGUAUGACCGCCUAUUUGAUGAAGCUUAUCGAGCUGAUGUUGUUGUUCAUACCGAUAGUGGUGGCCAGAUUUAUGUUCAUGCUAGUAUUUUGGGAAUGACAUCUCCAGUGAUCAGACAGUUGCUGAAACAAUCAAAAACCAAGAGUCGGCGACGAUCCAUAUCAAUUCAAGGUGUCCCACAUGAUGCUGUCCGGGUUUUUCUCCGAUUUCUCUACUCUUCAUGUUAUAAUGCAGAAGAAAUGAAGGAAUAUAUUCUGCACCUUCUGGUAUUGUCCCAUGUGUAUGUUGUUCCUUACUUGAAAAGGGAGUGUGAGAGACAGCUAGAGAAUGGUCUGCUCAACAUAGAGAAUCUUAUUGAUGUUUUCCAGCUUGCUCUUCUAUGUGAUGCCCCAAGACUCAGCCUGAUUUGUCACCGGAUGAUCUUAGACAAUUUUAAGGCCGUCUCGGCCACUGAAGGCUGGAAUGUAAUGAAGGAGGCCCACCCGAUGCUAGAAAAAGAGAUUCUUAGGACAGUGAAUGAAGCAAAUGCUAGGCGAAAGGAGUGCUUGAUAAAGAGGAAUGAGAGAAUGGUGUAUGUACAAUUAUACGAGGCAAUGGAGGCUUUAGUCCAUAUAUACAGAGAUGGAUGCAAAACCAUUGGUCCUCGUGAUAAAGAACUAACGGAAGACCAACAUCCUUGUGGGUACACGGCCUGCAAAGGGUUAGAGCUUCUAGUCCGACACUUUGCUGGAUGCAAACUCAGAGUUCCUGGUGGAUGCGCUCAUUGUAAGAGGAUGUGGCAGCUCUUGGAAUUGCACUCUCGUCUCUGCAUUAGCUCGGAGGCAUGCAGAGUUCCCGUGUGCAGAAACUUCAAGGAAAGAAGUAUGAAGCAGAACAAGAAGGAAGAAAUGAGGUGGAAAAUAUUGGCGAGGAAGAUAGUGAGAUCGAAGAGUAUCUCCGGAGCACCAUUCUUUUCCUUGGCUAGUUCUACGUGACAAUGAAAGCGCACACCUUCACGUAUGCACGCUUAUUAUCCAUAUGGCUGUAUAAUAGCUCAAUGUGUUAUGAUUAGAGGUGUUCAACAGGACGGGUCGACCUAACGGGUCAAAGGUUGGGUCAUAUUUUCAUUAAUGUGCCUUUGUGUAACGGGUCGGGCUGGGUCGGAUAAUUAUAGGAAUUGAUAGUAAAAAAUAUUUUACCAAUUUUUUUAUAUUUUUAUAUAUUUUUAUGUGAUAUUGUUAUAUU